Molecule: messenger RNA, 327 nt
Organism: Pestalotiopsis fici W106-1
Lineage: Eukaryota; Fungi; Ascomycota; Sordariomycetes; Amphisphaeriales; Sporocadaceae
Exons: 1
Coding region: 1-327 (108 amino acids)
Source: RefSeq, a predicted model, not a curated record
AUGAGACCUGUUCUUCAACUUGAACGACCAAAUUUUGGCUUUGACCAUCACCGAGAUAUCAUGUCUGCGAGAAUACAAGAUAUGGAAGAUAUCGAAAGCGACCACAUUCCGACAAGAGAUCUCGCUCGCAUCUCGCAACGCCGUCAUGGUGUCCCAGCUGUGCAGAAUGCUCCCGGUGAUAUUGGACAGACUAUAUUGGAACACUAUGGCCAAAUGCCAUUGGGCAAUUCGCUUCCAAUUCCACCGCGUCCUCCAACGCCAUCGCCCGGGCCGAGACCUGGACCUCUGCCUCCGCGCCCAGGACCGACACCGCCGCCAAGUCCUUAA